Oncorhynchus kisutch (coho salmon) is the source of this 3999-nucleotide messenger RNA. Its product is annotated as complement C1q tumor necrosis factor-related protein 4-like. The transcript has 2 exons. Gene Ontology annotation, molecular function: protein binding. Bases 213 to 1301 code for a protein of 362 amino acids. NCBI's taxonomy places the organism in Eukaryota, Metazoa, Chordata, Actinopteri, Salmoniformes, Salmonidae. The record is from RefSeq and is a predicted model, not a curated record.
ACUUCCAGAGUCUCCCUGAUCAGAUGAGGAGCCCCUUUAUCACUCUCAUAUCCUCCAGUGAGUGUGUAUAUAUAUGUGGGUGUGCUGCUUACACAGCCUCCCAGACAGCAGCAGCAGGUUGAUACACACAAAGACAGUUCCUGGUGCAGAAGCUCUUUUGGAGAACUUUGAGCAUUUCUCUCCUACAGCACAGUCUACUACACAGAGAAAAGAUGACUACACCAGCUAGCCGUCUCCUGAUUGGCCUGAUGUGUCAGGUAACCUGCACGUGGGCCUUCGCUCGCCUGCCCGAGGAUGCAGAACUGCGUUCUGCCUUUUCAGUGGCACGCACCAGCAGCAUGGAGGGUGGACCAAAGAUGGUGGUGACCUUUGACAAGGAGUAUGUUAACAUCGGUGGGGACUUUGAUCCAAAGGCAGGCAUGUUCCGCUGCCGCAUCCCCGGAGCAUACUACUUCUCCUUCACAGUGGGGAAGUUCCCCAGUCGUGACCUGUCAGUCAUGCUAAUGAAGAACAGGAAUGAAGUGCAGGCCAUUGUGUAUGAUGAGAAUGCGGGAGAGGAGCGUAAGGUUCAGAGCCAAAGCGCCAUGCUGCAGCUGGACUUUGGUGACACAGUCUGGCUCCGCCUUCACGGUGAUCCCCGCUAUGCCAUCUACAGCAACACAGGUCACUACACCACCUUUAACGGCUACCUAAUCUACCCUGACACCUACACCUUCCAAGACCGCAAGCACGAGGACCCAACUCCCAUGUAUAGAAACAAGGCGAAUGCCAAUGACCACACCCUAACAGACCAGGAUGGGCUGGGAGAAAGGGACAACGUUGAGAAGAGAGAGGAGGUAGAGGAUAAAGAGGAGGACCAGAGGUCAGCCUUCUCCGUUGGCCGCACUCAGAGCAUCGUAGGGGUGGACCAGGGCUUCACAGAGCACCGUCCUAUCUCCUUUGACACAGACUUUGUCAACAUUGGCGCUGACUUUAACGUCACCGAAGGUGUAUUCACCUGCCGUAUUCCAGGAGCCUACUUCUUCUCCUUCAAUGCUGGCAAGCUUCCCCAUAAAACCCUGUCAAUCAAGCUGAUGAAGAACCACCUGGAGGUGCAGGCCAUGAUCUACGAUGACAGUGACACUGAGAAGGCUCUGCAGAGCCAAAGUCUGAUGCUGUCUCUGCGCCGUGGUGAUAUCGUCUGGCUUUAUAGCCACCAGCGCGAUGGCUUUGGAGCAUACAGCAACCAUGCCAAGUAUAUAACCUUCACUGGCUUCCUGGUCUAUCCAGAAAUACAAAAACUAGCCACCAAUCAGCAGUAACAGCAGAGCCGGAAGCCAUAAGGGACAGUGUCAGGAACACAGUUGGCUGUGGACCUACUACACUCAAUUAUUCUAUGUCCAGCUAAUUCUUUCAAUGGGUUUACUUUGUCAAACUCCAACUUGCAGUCUUGAAUUAAUGAACAUGUACACGUACUAGCAUUUUUGCUAUUUUCAGGAUAUGAUGUCUCAGUUAAUACUUAUCUGGAUUUUUUAACAUACCUUUAUCAAUGUCUUGAAAGGCAUUGUCAAAUAAUGGGGACACUUGUUUUGUGUCAAAUUUAGUAUUUUUCCUUCAUUUUAGAGUGAGUUUCUGAUAAGGCCAGUGUCAGAUCACAAUGAAAUAAAAUGGCAUUUUGAACCAAAAAGCAUGACCAACACUUAGAAUAAAUGUCCUGUUACAGUGCAGGGCUGUCCAUUGGACCAAUACAGACACCAUACUCAUCCUUGUUGUAGCUUGAAAUCUGCUAGUUUUGGACCUUGGGGCACCAGGCUCAUAAUUUGAUUUCUAACUUAGCAGAGUUUAAUUUAUUUCCUCAGCUGGUGACCGCUGUGGAGAAAAUUGAAUUGCCUAUAUCAUCCCUUAUGAUAAACGUGCCGGUUUAAUUCACACACCCUGAGAGAGACAAAUGCUGUUAAAAUUGUGCCAGGCUUCAGCAAAUUACAGUCUGUUUGAGAGGUCAUUUAAACAACAUAUAAAAAUAGCAUAUAGUCCAAUUAUAAUGUUAAUUUUACUCUCCAGCAAAUACUGUAUUUUGAUUCUCCACGUCACAUCCUGAUCUGUUUCACCUGUUUUAUGCUUGUCUCCACCCCCCACCAGGUCUCUCCCAUUUGUCCCCAUUACCCCCUGUGUAUUUAUACAAGUGUUCUCUGUUUGUCUGUUGUCAGUUAGUCUUGUCAGCGUGUUUUUCCCUGUUUGAGUCGCUGUUUUCUAGUCUUCCCGGUUCUGACUGCUCUGACCCUGCCUGCCGUUCUGUACCUCAUUGACUCUGCCCUGGAUUACUGACCUCUACCUGCCCCCUUGUAUAAUAAAUAUUAUGAGAACUGUACUAUCCGCCUCCUGUGUCUGCAUCUGGGUCAUAUCCUGAGUUGUGUGGGACUAUUGGGUUAUGUACACCAUCUCUGGGUAGUGUUCCUUUUUUAGUUUGAAUUAGCAUCUUAUGAAAAGGAAUAAACACAAUGUGACACUUACUGAAUAAUGAGAGACUAUUUCAGUAAUACUUAGUCCCCCUAUUAAUGGUCAUCUACUAUGCGAAUAGCAGGUUGAUUUUUGCCAUGAAUCUUGCCCUGGAGGCAGAACUGAGCCAUUUCCGCUAGCUGCAGUCAAAAUGUCAUUUAUGGUCUUAAUUUAAGGUUAGGCAUUAGGGCUAGCAAUGUAGUUAAGGUUGUUUAAAAUCAGAUUUGAUGACUUUGUGGCUGUGCCAGCUAGUGACCACUCAGCAGAGCUGCCAACAGAACAAGAUUCAUGGAGAAAAAUACUUACCUGCCUGUGAUUGCGGUGUCAUGCAUAUACUCACUCCUGCGGUGCUGCCCUCACACAACCUACUUUUGGAGCACAUCCUUCGUCACACUCUUGACUCCCUAAUGCCCAAGUGUCACUAAUCGUGGCGACUUUUGUACCCUGAGGGUGGAAUGACUUUUUCAAAACAGCGAAUUGAAAAUUAUGAAACGGAUUAAUAAUUUUUCCAUUUGUAUGGGAAAAUUGUAGUUUAGCAUUUGCUUUGUAGUUCUAAUUUCAAUCAUUAUGUGCAUGGACUGCAGUAGGAAAUAGUCAUCGAGUUGAGUGGACCAAAUUUGUAUAACAGCUUUAAUUAUAUUUAACCACUAGCAAGCCAUCAGAGACUCUGGGUUCGCACCCAGGCUCUGUCGUAACCGGAAGGGCCGUGGGGCGACGCACAAUUUGCCUAGCGUCGUCCGGGUUAGGGAGGGCUUGGCCAAUAGGGAUGUCCUUGUCUCAUCGCGCACCAGCGACUCCUGUGGCGGGCCGGGCGCAGUGGGCGCUAACCAAGGUUGCCAGGUGCUUCCUCCGACACAUUGGUGCGGCUGGCUUCCGGGUUGGAGGCGCACUGUGUUAAGAAGCAGUGCGGCUUGCUUGGGUUGUGUAUCGGAGGACGCAUGACUUUCAACCUUCGUCUCCCCCGAGCCCGUACGGGAGUUGUAGCGAUGAGACAAGAUAGUAGCUACUAAACAAUUGGAUAGGACGAAAUUGGGGAGAAAAAGCGGUAAAAUAAAAUACAAUUUAAAAUACACUAGCAUGGUACACUAAAAUACACUAGCAUGACAACUUUUGAGAGUGUAAGGAACCCACAAAAAAUAUUUUAGAGCUCAGUGAGAUCAAUUUCCAGAGAGAUAACAGGCAUUAUGAUAUUGGGAAUGGAGUCUUAAGAGAAUUUUGACUAAUAAUUUCAUGCAUGCUGUCAUGGAGAAUAAUCAGCUAACAGCUUUGAAGAUCUUCUUUGUAAUGAGACUGUAAUUCUAUCCAUAACUUUUUGUGUUGAAAAUAACAGUAUUGUAAGUGGUACAUUGGUGACCUGUGCUUAUAUCUUUGUCCUUGCAAAGGAAUGAUUGUGAACUGCAUAAAAUUUUGCCCUGGGUACAUUCAACCCAUGUGUUAGUCGUCUGCUUCUUGAGAUGUUAAAAAUACUUCUUAUACAAUGGAUGCUUUGGAACAUGUGAAGCAGAAUAAAUAAAAGUUAAUGUA